GAGGCGGAAGUUCAGAGGUGAGGGUGCGAUAAUGAUGUCUUCCGGUGUAAACAGUGAGUUCGCGUCGCGCUCGAUCUGAGGACAAGUAGCUUCAGUUGAGGCGGUUUAACUCGACGGAGGAUGCUCGGAUGUCCUCGCCGCUGAUAUUUACAGUCUCUCCUGUGAACGCGACGCGCUAAAGACGGGGGGAUGCUGUCCGUCAGAGGGCUGUGUUUCCUCCUCACUCUGUUCCUGAGCAGCUUCUUUGGAAGCGUCUUCAUGUUGGGUCCGGUUCUGCCGCUCAUGCUGCUCUCGCCCGCCUGGUACCGCUGGGUCACCGACCGCAUCGUGGCCACCUGGCUCACCCUCCCGGUGGCGCUGCUGGAGCUGGUGUUCAGGGUGAAGGUGGUGAUCACGGGCGACGGCUUCGUUCCGGGCGAGCGCAGCGUCAUCAUCAUGAACCACCGCACGCGUCUAGACUGGAUGUUCCUGUGGUGCUGUCUGCUGCGCUACAGCUUCCUGCGUCUGGAGAAGAUCUGCCUCAAAGCGGCGCUGAAGGCUGUGCCCGGCUUCGGCUGGGCCAUGCAGGUGGCCUCCUUCAUCUUCAUCCGGCGGCGCUGGGAGGAAGACCGCAGUCACAUGGCCAACAUGCUGCAGUACUUCUGCCACAUCAAGGAGCCGCUGCAGCUGCUGCUGUUCCCCGAGGGCACCGACCUCACCGAAAACACUCGCGCCAGGAGCGAUGAGUUUGCUGAGAAAAACGCUCUUCCCAAGUACGAGUAUGUUCUUCAUCCUCGCACCACCGGCUUCACUUUCAUCGUCAACACGCUGCGGAAAGGUGAUAACCUGGACGCUGUGCACGAUAUAACGGUGGCGUAUCCUCAGAACAUCCCUCAGACGGAGCGGCACCUGCUUCUGGGUCUGUUCCCCGCGCGAGAGAUCCACUUCCACGUGCGGCGUUUCUCUGCAGCGUGUCUGCCCUCGAGCGAGGAGCGGCUGCAGCGGUGGUGUCAGGAGCGCUGGCGAGAGAAAGAGCAGCGUCUGCGGGACUUCUAUCGCUCCGAGCCGUGCCGCUUCGACGAGCCCGAGGCCCGCGUGCCGCCCUGCAAGAGCGAGCUGAGAGUGACGCUGAUCAAAGCCGCCUCGCUGCUGUACUGGAGCGCCUUCAUCUCGCUCUGCUGCGCCGGCCUGUGGCUCUGGACCCCCCUCAGACUCUACUUCCUGCUGAUGGUGAUCUUCUUCCUGGGGCAGCAGCGGGUGACGGGCGGCGUGGAGCUGAUGGAGCUGGCGUGUCACCGGCGCUGGAGCGGAGCCCAGGUGAAGCAGGACUGAGACAGGUGCGCAGGAGAACAUGACUCUAUAAACACACAGCGCACGCCAGCCUCCUCUCUGAACUCCUUCAGGUCUUCGUGUUUCUCGUGUGUUUCAUCCUGCUUUAGUAGCUCGGGUUAUCCACUUAAAGCCAUAUUUUAAAGAAUUAUGAUGUUUUAUUUGGUGUGCAGUGCUGGCCAAAAUGAUCAGAACACUAAUAUUUCCAGCAGAUAAAACUGGUUUAAGUCAGUUAUCUCUAUCUUCUGCUGUAGUGUGUCAGAAGGAAAUAUCAGUUAAUGUUAAUAAUGCAGUGAGAUGUUUGUG
Cyprinus carpio (common carp) is the source of this 1614-nucleotide messenger RNA. Its product is annotated as lysocardiolipin acyltransferase 1-like. Gene Ontology annotation, molecular function: acyltransferase activity. The record is from RefSeq and is a predicted model, not a curated record. NCBI's taxonomy places the organism in Eukaryota, Metazoa, Chordata, Actinopteri, Cypriniformes, Cyprinidae. Gene Ontology annotation, cellular component: endomembrane system.